This is a messenger RNA of Hordeum vulgare subsp. vulgare (domesticated barley), 1536 nucleotides long. Its product is annotated as thaumatin-like protein 1b. NCBI's taxonomy places the organism in Eukaryota, Viridiplantae, Streptophyta, Magnoliopsida, Poales, Poaceae. Gene Ontology annotation, biological process: defense response. The coding region runs from base 76 to 1272 and encodes 398 amino acids. Gene Ontology annotation, cellular component: extracellular region. The transcript has 3 exons. The record is from RefSeq and is a predicted model, not a curated record.
UAUAUAUUUGAUUGAUGAAGAACAGGAUUGCAAGUUUGCAACAAGUGACAAGGAAAUCAAGAACAGCUCAAGACCAUGGAGGCACCGAGAAAUCACAGUGCGCCAUGCCUGCUCCUUCUGCUGGCACUAGCUGCCCAAUGGUGCAGCGUCUCAACGGCGAGCUGCAGCUUCACCAUAUCCAACUACUGCACCCACACCAUCUGGCCGGGGACGAUGGCCGGCGCGGGCACGCCGCAGCUGCCCACGACGGGGUUCAGGCUAGACCCGGGGCAGACCGUGCGGAUCCCUGCGCCGGCCGGCUGGUCCGGCCGGAUAUGGGCGCGCACGGGUUGCAACUUCAGCACCGACGGCUCAGGCGCGGCUGCCGGUGCGGUCGCGUGCCAGACCGGCGACUGCGGUGGUGGACACAUGGAGUGCGGCGGCACGGGCGGGAAGCCGCCAGCGACGCUCUUCGAGAUCACACUGGGGAAGGGCGGCCCCGCCGACCAGGACUUCUAUGACGUGAGCCUUGUCGACGGGUACAACCUGCCCGUCGUCGCCGUCCCGCGCGCACGGCAGGGCAGCUGCAAUGCCACCGGCUGCGCCGCCGACCUCAACCUCUCAUGCCCCAAGGAGCUGCAGGUGGCUGGCGGCAAUGGUGGCGGCCCAGUGGCAUGCCAGAGCGCGUGCGAGGCGUUCACGCAGGACAAGUACUGCUGCAGCGGCGCCUACGCGACGCCGGACACGUGCAGCCCGACGGCCUACUCCUCCGUCUUCAAGUCGGCGUGCCCGCGGGCCUAUAGCUACGCCUACGACGACGGCAGCAGCCUCUUCACCUGCAACGCCGUCGACUACACCAUCGCCUUCUGCAUCCCUCCAGCAGGGUUGAAUAUGCCUGCUGAUGCUAACGGUGCUCCUCCUGCUGACAACAAUGGUGCCGGAAGCACUUACGUGCCGCCGGCGACAGGCAACAGCGGUGCUGGAAGAGCCUACAUGCCGCCCCCUACAGGUAACGAUGGUGCUGGAAGUGCCUACCAGCCACCUCCAACAGACAACAAUGGCGUUGGAAGUGCCUACCAGACACCUCCGACUGGCACCAAUGGCAUCGGAAGCACCUAUGAGACACCCUUGGCUAGCAGCAAUGGCGUCGGAAGUGCCUUCCAGCCGCCCCUGACGGGCUACAACAAUGGCGUGAGAAGCGGCUAUCAGCCGGUUAUGACCCCGUCGGCGGCGAGCACGCGACACGCUCAGCUAUGGUUUCUGCUGCCCGCAGCGCUCGUGUUCCUUAAAUGAUCAUUCGCCAUGAAACCCGAGCCGGCCUUUGAGCUUUCAAAGACCAGAUAACCGCAAAGAAAGCUGUGGGAACCAAGAAGAGGCCCAAUAGCAGGGAUCUUGUGCUGGGAGUUCCUGACAGAUUGAUAGUAGUUGCACUUGCAACUUGAAACCCUCGUGUAUUCAGUAACUAGAUACUGGUGGUGCAAAUAGGGGGAGAUGUAAAUAUUGGCUUCUUUCAUGUAGACCAACAAAGAUAAUUAUCCAGUACAAAUUAUACACUCA